Molecule: messenger RNA, 6812 nt
Organism: Varroa destructor (honeybee mite)
Lineage: Eukaryota; Metazoa; Arthropoda; Arachnida; Mesostigmata; Varroidae
Cellular component (GO): extracellular region
Molecular function (GO): chitin binding
Source: RefSeq, a predicted model, not a curated record
GACAGUAUGUGCGAACGAACAUGUAAAGAAGCCUAUCUUCCCCGUGGUGUGUCGGAACUAGACGCAGUGAAAGCGACGCUCCGGUAUUCGGGCACCUCGAUGGUAGCGGCGGCCGCAGCGGUGGCGCGAGCGAAAAAGGCACAGAAGCACGUUGCACCACAUCGGGGCUACAGCACACGCCGUUAGGCAACGCAGCGCGCGGCCACAACGCCUUUUUACACGCGCAGCUAACCGGGCAGUGAUUCUGACGAGAAGAGACGACAAGAACAUCUUGGAAUCACAACCGCUGCAGGCAAAGACAUAAACUAAACACUUAAAGGCAUAUAUGCACGAGUGAUAAGUACUUUGCGCGUAGUGGUGAUAUCAGCGUAUCUCGAUAUCGUUGUGCUCCUAUCACAGAGGAAACUGUUGGAAAAAUAGUGCGAAAGCUUGCGGACUUCCUAGCAAUAAGCUCCUUGAAGGUGUACGCGAUAGUACGAGGUACAGGAUUGUGCAGGGACGUACCAAGCACACGAUAACGCUCUUUGGGUAAUUUGUGUCUUUCUAGUAACGGCUGUGUGUAUCACGAGUUUUCGUGCGCUGUGUAUUGCGAUUAGUACCUGAAGUGCCGCUGGACAUAAGGAAAAAAAAAACAUUUUACUUAGUUAUUCGUUGAUUUCAGUUUCCUUAACCUACGAAGACCUUUUCAACACUUUGAUAGCCGUGUGCCGUUCGACCUUAAUUAGAUUGAGGAUUCACAGAUUGACCCGUUAAUUUUGGUGGUCGUAAUGGAGGAGUAAAAUCUAUAGUCGAUAGUUAACACUCGCACAAGAGAGGUCCGGGCGCGGACCAAAAUGAAGGUCUGCGCAGUUCCUUCGGCAUUCGUAUUGGCCGUUAUAUGUGUCUGGGUACUGCAGAUAGAACGGGCAACCGGUGACAGGGAACUGAUUGCGUCGGCAGAGUACGACGACGAAUCGGAGCAGGACGACAAUCGCCCCUUAGCCUCACAGAACACCGAAAGCAAGAGUCAACAAGCGGGUCAGUACAAGCAGAAUGAUACAUCAAGUUUUGAAGAUCGAUCCGACGCGGAUCCUCUCAUGGCGCGGCCUAAAGAGGAUCCCUUGCAAAAACUGCUUCCAUAUAUAACAUUUGACUGCUUUGGCCGUCUCGAAGGCUAUUAUGCUGACUUGCAAUUUGGUUGCGAGGUUUUCCAUUACUGCAAAAAGGAAGGCAAGCGAUUUUCGUUCAUCUGUCCGCCCAAUUCAACGUUUAAUCAAAGGCUGAUGAUUUGCGACUAUGACAAGACGGCUAAAGAAACUUGUCUUGAAGCCCCCCGUUACUUCCACCUCAAUCAACAGUUAUACGGAAUCAAAAAAAACUAUAAAUUCCCUGAGCUUGUCACAUCCGAGUCUCAGACCGUGGAAAAGGUCAUGAUCCUAGAGACAACUACUCCGCUUAGUGCUGAACGCCGCAGCGACGCAACUAUGGAGACAACUGAAAAACCUACUCUGUCUCCGGUAACGGAGCAGCCUAAAAAAUUGCUAACCCCGACAUCAAAACGCGCAAAGAUUCGAACAAAACUCACCCGGCCAUCAACUGCGGCGCCAUCUUUGGCUUCGUCUUCAGACGACAAGCAAAACCCUCUAAAGAAGCCACAUAGAAAGAGAAAACCGAGACCUUCGACUAGUCCAAGGCCCGCAAGAUUCGAACCGAUUCCAGACGAGCCUAAACCAAGCCCCAGAAAUAAAGUUCGACCCCAACGACCACUGAUGACGCCUGAACUGCAAACAGUCCUCCAAGUUCAACCAGCUCCUCCCGAACAUAUAAGCCAUGCGGCAGCCACGAAACCCGCAGUAAGUGAUCUCGAAGAGGUGACUUCGUUUGCUACUUCUGCCCCAACGAAAACCAAAAACGUUUUUACUAAUAAUGAUGUACCUCAGAAUUCAAACCCAACUUCCCCUCUAUAUUCGCAUGUACUACUCCCAAAUGUUCCAUCAGCUAUUUCCGUGUUUGAAGAUCCUUCAAGAUCCCAGUCAGAAUUUCGUCCCACAACACCUCCAUCUUUACCUCCAAUUACGGAUGCCGCGGGGCCUCCCUCAAUUCCUUCUGUUCCUAACACCUUCUCCGCGCAAUCAACUUCUAACUUCCCACCAAAUACCCAACUAGACAUAAAGCCAGAAAACGUUCGUGUUCCUCAACCUUCAUUUGUUGCUUUACGGCCAUCGCAUAACCACAUCGGUCCUGCCGUUCAGACGGAGUUUCAUAGACAAAAAGUUCCGAAGAAAAAUCGUAAGAAAAACAAACAUCCUCCUAAACCAGUGAAGGGCGAAGUAUCUGAGUAUGAUCGAAUGCUCUCAGCAGAGCAACCAUCAGGCGCCAUUCCUUCUCAGACUGUUCAGGGAUUCGCGAACCUACCACAGGCACCUGUCCCGCAAUCUGACCAAGGUGCGCAGCUGCUCCUUCAACAUCAGACAUUGCCAAACCAACAAGCGGCUUUACGCCACCAACAUACACCAUUGCGGCAGCAACCACACAUCACCCAGUAUCAGGCGCAACACGUGAUGAAUUCCCCUCCUCAACAAUAUGAGGCGCCACCGACUCCUCAUUUUCAGCAGGCUCCACCGGCUUCAGCAGCAUCUCCUAAAAGUGGCGCACGCUUUCCAGCUGAGCAGACCCAGUUUUCGGUUCAGAAACCUACUGCAUAUUCCAGCUUCGAUCCCGGACGUCAGAAUACAGCUCCCGAAUCUGUCGAAGGCCAGUUUUACAGAAACCCGGAAGAAUUACCUCACUAUUCAACGGAUUUCGGAUUUACGUCUACCGCAGCACAGUCCAAAGGAGCUUCUCAGUUCCCUAACUAUGCGCAAGACACGGCGCUACGUAGUCCACGGCCCACAGCUGCUCCCCAAUCGCAAUUUGAAUACGUAUACCCAGAGAUGCAACAAGCCGGUGGAUACUCCACAGCACCAUAUAAAUCCUCAUUUACCCAGCCACAGUUUGGCCAACCCCAAACAUAUAAAACACCAUUCGAACAAACUCAACCGCAAUUUGCGCAAGGAACUCCACCCAUGUUCCAGGAGCACCAGAGUUAUACACCUGUAGCGCCCUACAUCUCUGGUUACGGAGGUCUGUUUGGUACAGCUUCCGGUUCCAUUUCCGACGGAUUCUUCACGAGCCCGACGCCAGCAAGUGGAACAUUCUCUUCUACGCCUCUAUUUUCGGAGCAACACAUACACCAUAUUCACUCGAGAAGAAGGAGAUCUUUGGAAGACGACACUGAAAUGGAAGAUAUCACUAAAUAUGAAAGCGGCAUCCCCCAUUCACGGCAACGAAGGCAGUCGAUGUUUUCAAUGAUACCAAACAUUUUUUCGAGAAAAUCGCAGCGCCCAAGUCACCCCUUCGCGUCUGCUUCCGCCAUGAAUCCUACAUUUUCCGAAGUACCCGGUUUUUAUGGCGGUCGUUUCACGCAGCAGCUUACAUCCGAAAGCCAGUUCCCAAAUUUUAGCAACACUUUUACGCGUUUCUUCGCCGGUCCGUCGCAGCCACCCUUUGGUGGGUCCGGUGGAAAUCAUCUAAGAGUUCCUCCAAUGUCGAUGGGAUCUACUGGCCUUUUCUCUCAUGGCAGGGGGCCACCUACUAUUAACAUUGGUGGACCUUCGACCUUCACGGCGGUAUCACUCAGCCAGGUGCCGAGUACCUCCGAGCUUGCAAUGAACAACAAUGCCUUCUUCAAUCAAGCCACUCUCCAUAAACAAAGUCCGACCAAGAUUAGUUUGAGUAAACCACCUCAGGGUAUCUUAGGAACCGGCAGUGGAGAGGAGAUAUUGCCAGCACCUGGUACAAUGUCACAAACGGACCUUAAACCUAGUACAACAGCAUUGACAGCCCCGAAAUUGCCUACUGGUAUUCCGCCACAGGCGUUACAACAAAGUGCCGAGGUGGUCGAGGAGGACGAUAAAACCGCCAUUUCGUAUAUCCCAAUGUCAGGUGGAAAGAUUACUGUCACCCUUGACUCUAUUGAGGAGGGAGGCACUGCCAAGUCCCCAACACCCUUAUCCUUCCCACCAAAACACUUGCGGCCCACCGAUCCAAAAGAGGUACUAACGCAAAUGAAAAAAUCAUUGCGUCCUAACAUCGAUUCAGCUGUAGGGGACUUGACAUUACCUAAUGACUAUAUUACACAGGUAACGCCCCCCGGCCUAAAGAAAGAGCCGUCGGUCAGUAAUGCUGUCAACGACAAAAAUAUAAUCCCUUACCCAGCGCAUAUGGUAAGGAGCCAAGAGAAAUUCCCGAAGUUUAGCACCCUGCUUCCCAAGACACACAUUAACUCAUUCAGCAUACCACAAUUCUUAGUUCCGCAGACACAGUUUAGCCCUCAAUUGGAUUACCCGUUACGUGAUUCGUCAACUCGGGGAAACUACUACCAAAAUAGUAAAAAUACGAUGAAACCAGUGGAUUCUAUUUCAAACUAUGGAAGUUUGUCUGACUCUCUAAAUCCAACGCAGCGUCCGAUUCCAGCAGUUCGCCAAUUACCCCCGAUGCCGGCGCAUUUAGAUCCAAACAGGAACAACAAGAACGAAGAUAAGUCACAGAAGAGACGUAUAAAGACAAGAAAAAGGCGUCCUAAGCCUUCAACCUCAACCCCGUUACCGCCUUCAAUGAUCGAGGUAGUGACUCACAGUGAUUCGGGACUAAAUGUGCACCUUAAACCUAACACUGGAGAACCUACAACGCUUCCGACAAUUUCCACUACGUCUUCGGAUAAACGAAUUUGGUACGGAACAACACCCCAACCGCCGCGUUACGAGACGCAGUUCCCUAUCAAAUUCAACUACAUCACACGAGCCCCCAUCGGACAUGUGUCGCCAACGACUACACGGGCUCCAACCACGUUGUUCGCGCCUACCACUGGUUCGACUGGGAAACGCGUGUAUCAUAAUCUGGUCGUUACUGGGUCAUUUGAGCACCGCCUUCCUCAGCGUCUAGAUGUAACGAAUGCUCCCCUCUAUAAGAAGAACAUGUUUCCACCCCGUGUAAUGGCCACCAACGUUCCGCACGAUAUGACCGCCUAUGCUAAGUACACAACGACGCCAAUUCCACCAUCUCCCCCGAUUAUGCGAACGGUUGAUUUGAGCACGACUACAAUCGAGCCACCGCUUGCAGCGACAACAACAAAUACACAUUCAAACUCAGUAACCUCCUCGACGAGUACCAGUGGUUCGUCUGCUAAUUUAUUAUCUUCUACCUUUCCCGUAACGACAUUCGUUCCCAUUUCGACGAAUAGUACGACAACGGAAAAGCCCGUCGUCGUUUACCACGUUACAACAACACCAUCAGCAACAACAGUGACAACAGCAACACGGAUAACCACAACAGAAGCACCUGUUACCACUACGACCGCAAAAGUAACAUCAAAGGGAACAACGACAAUCACCAGCAGACCUACCGAGCCGUCCACAACUCCUGAUGAGAUGUUCGAUUUCUUUACAUUCCCUACGACGGGCCUUCAGAGCGAAUUCUCUGUACCGAAGGCCAGUCCGGCCCCGGUUUUCUUACCGCAGAGCGAUAUUUCGCUAAAUCACGAUCGACAAGAUGAGAUCAUCGUUAUUGACAUGGAAAAGGACCACGAAAAUCUGACGGCUUCAGCGUCUACGGCAAGCAUCUCUACUUUUAAGCCCGUUCUUAAGGUGUUCUCCAAUCGUGCAGGGGGGACAUCGUGGUACAAAUUUAAAGCAAUGAUUACCAGCACUACACCGCGACCACCGUUGAAAAUGCUUAACGCAGUGCCAAUUCAUGACGGUUACGAGAAAGGCUUUCCUUUCGAGUUUUUUACUGACUUGAGCCUUCUAUCAAAGACCACUGGCCGCCCUAAGGUUGGCGUUACGGACUUCCCUCAGCCAGUAUACAAGCCACAAUCCAGCACUGAACAUGAUCAAAAUGGAAUUCGAAGAAAGAAAUCGAAGUGAAGAUGCAUCGAUAAAGAUGGUCUAUUUUCUCCAAUCUAUUCACCAUAUCAUUGUUUGCUCUGAAUCAGUUAUUAGAAAAUAUACAGACAACUUUAAGAACAUCAUGUUUAGCUCGAGCAAACUUAAUUACUUAAAUAGGUUUCGAUACGUUUCCUAACAAAAUGUCGUCAAGCAACUUUAACUUUGCCUGCGUACAACAGCAAGCUCGCCAGCCCCUUCUAACGAUGACGAAUGCACAUGCAAGCUUUUAUAUCAUAAUGUUAGAUACUUAAACAGCGACGAAAAAAAAAAAAGAUACAAAGCCAAUGCACAAUCCCCAAAAUAACCUCUUGCUACAUACAAGAGAUUAUUUCGGGGAUUCUCCGAGACGUCCACUGAACUCCCCUCAGAUAUUGUACGAUUUCUCCCCCCUUACGACGACACGAGAGUUGAAUAGAUGAACUAGUUAAGAUCGAGCAUAGCAGAAUAUGGGCCCCAAACCGGUCUUCGUGCUAUCGGGAGUAGCGAUGGAAGAGUAUGUACUGACCUAACACGCAACUGUGUCGUCAAGAUUUUCGGCAGAUAGAUAGUUAUUUGACAUGGUCGAUUUGAACGGUAUACCGAGGCCCGUCGAUUAGCAGCAGUAAUCGUAGUAGUAGUAAAAUCUGUAUACCUCUAAGUCAGCGUUGCUCCGAUAAGCUAACAUAUCUUACCACAUCUCGCCCAUCUGUAAAUAUUUCCUGUUAUAGCAGUUCAUUACCUUUGUUACAAAUGGUGGCUCACUUACUACUAUUAAAAUUUUUUAAAUAUAAAACAAUAAAAGUUUAUUGUGACAAAUAUUAUUUAUUGCAGUAAAGAUAUUUUGACAAAUAAACCUUGUUUGUUACAAGC